This is a messenger RNA of Chaetomium globosum CBS 148.51, 2442 nucleotides long. RefSeq lists its product as uncharacterized. Bases 1 to 2442 code for a protein of 813 amino acids. The transcript is spliced from 3 exons. Gene Ontology annotation, cellular component: DNA ligase III-XRCC1 complex. Lineage: Eukaryota; Fungi; Ascomycota; Sordariomycetes; Sordariales; Chaetomiaceae. Gene Ontology annotation, molecular function: DNA binding; ATP binding; DNA ligase (ATP) activity. Gene Ontology annotation, biological process: lagging strand elongation; double-strand break repair via alternative nonhomologous end joining; DNA biosynthetic process. The record is from RefSeq and is a predicted model, not a curated record.
AUGUCGAGCCCGGCGAAGAAACGAAAACUUAACCCGGGCGCUAAGCAAACGUCCGCACCCGCCCGAGGGCUAGAGUAUUUCUUCGCGAAACAAAGGCAAAAUGCGUCCUCGUCAAAUACCCCGUCGAGCCAAGAGAGCAUGGCUCAAUCUAGCCAACCGAGCGACGUCAAUGGUCAGUUGACGGACGAAGAGCUUGCGAAGAAACUCCAAGCUGAGUGGGAUGCGGAAGUCAGGGGUACUUCUGCCCAGAAUACGCCGCACCCCCCAAACCAAAACUUGGAUGCUGUUGGUGCGGAUGCUGGACCCUCGACACUAGAGACACGCACUCCUGCAGAACCAGUCGCAUCACCUUCACCCCAAGUUCCUCAGGCAGUGAAGACUACAAAAACAUUGUCCCUUUCCUCAGCUUCGGCGACCGCAGAUCAGAUAACAACCUCCCUUCCUUUGGACGAAAGUCCACUGACCUUCGAACCCACCAAGUACACUCCGAAACUUCAAGAGAUCUGGGCAGCCGAAGGCGACGAUGCUUCCUAUGCGUUGCUUACUCGAUGCUUUGUGUUAGUGAAUGGUACCCAGAGUCGGAUCAAGAUAGUCGACACCCUCGUCAACUCCAUCCGGCUUCUUAUCGAGGGAGAUCCUUCCAGUUUACUGCCAGCCGUCUGGCUCGCAACGAACGCCAUAUCGCCGCCCUACAUCUCAAUGGAGCUGGGUCUCGGGGGGGCUGCGAUUUCCAAAGCACUCAAACAAGCUUGUGGGCUAGACCAAAGGGCGCUCAAAGCGCUUCAUGAUAAACUGGGGGACCCCGGUGAUGUGGCAUUCGAGGCCAAGAAGAAACAGAGUUUCACCCUUCGCAGGCCGAAACCCCUGACCAUUAAAGGGGUUUUCCAGUCGCUGGUCAAGAUUGCUACCGCCCAAGGUCAGGGCAGCGGGGAUAUUAAGCAGCGGUUUCUUCGUAUCGGCGCCGUCAAGACAACCAUGUUGAUCGCCCUAUCACGGGCAUUCCUACUCUCCAAACCACCUGGUGCAAGCUUCCCCACCCACAAUGCGCAUGAUCUCGCCAAGCUCAAGAAGGAUGAGCUAGCCGAGGUAUGGGCCAGAGGCGAAGAACUUGUGAAAGCAUCUUACGCGCGGCAUCCCGACUACAACGACCUCAUACCCGUCCUCCUGGAAAUCGGUAUUUCCGACGAGCUCCUGAUCCGGUGCGGACUCACGAUGCACAUCCCUUUGCGACCGAUGUUGGGCAGCAUCACCCGCGACCUUUCGGAAAUGCUCACGAAACUCCAAGGUCGUGAUUUUGCCUGCGAAUACAAGUACGACGGGCAACGUGCGCAGGUACACUGUGACCUCAACGGUAAAGUGUCGAUCUUCUCGAGGCAUCUCGAACUUAUGACAGACAAGUACCCGGACCUGGUAGCCCUAGUUCCCAAGUUUAGGGGCGACGGCGUCGAGAGUUUCAUCAUAGAGGGCGAGGUGGUGGCUGUCGACCGUGCCACCGGCGAGUUAAAGAACUUCCAGACCCUCACCAACCGUGCUCGGAAGGAUGUUGCUAUUGGAGCCAUCACCAUCGACGUGUGUCUCUUUUCCUUUGACCUGAUGUACCUCAACGGCAAAUCUCUGCUCGAUCAACCUUUCCGGCGGCGUCGGGAUCUGUUGCGGUCGCUGUUUGUGGAAAUACCCCAUCACUUCACUUGGGUCAAAAGUUUGGAUGCGACGUCCCAAGACUCGGAACCAGUCCUGGAGUUCUUCAAAUCCGCCCUGGAGAACAAAUGCGAGGGCAUCAUGGUCAAGACCCUCGACAAUCUCCCCAACCUUGAGUACCACGGCGACGAGCCCGACCAGCCACCCGAAGAAGCACCAGGUACAACCCCCCCGCCAAAGAAAACCAACACCAACAAACCCAAACGCACCAAGACCACCACCCCUACCCCAGCAAUCACCGCCCCCCCACCCCCCAAAACCCGCCGCAAGCCCCUCCUCGCCACCUACGAACCCGACAAGCGACUCGACUCCUGGCUCAAAGUGAAGAAGGACUACAGCGCAACCUCGGAGACGCUGGACCUCGUACCGGUUGCGGGGUGGCACGGGCAGGGGCGCAAGGCGCAGUGGUGGUCGCCGAUCCUGCUGGCGGUGCGCAACGAGGAGACGGGGUGCCUCGAGGCGGUGUGCAAGUGCAUGUCGGGGUUUACGGAUCGGUUUUAUAGAGAGAAUAGGGCGUUUUAUGGUGGUUCUGGUAACGGUGGGGGUGGGGAUGAUGGUGAGGAGGAAGGGGACGAGGGAGGAGAGGGGGGAGGGAAAACGAAUAUCCUCGCGCGUAAACCGGGGUUUGUGGACUAUGGCGGCCCCGAACCGGAUUCCGACGUAUACGGCGGCGAUUGGGCUGGUGAAGGAGGACCGCGGGCUGAGUUUGAGGUUUCCGAGGUUUUUGAGAAAGAGGGAGGAUAA